Molecule: messenger RNA, 909 nt
Organism: Clonostachys byssicola
Lineage: Eukaryota; Fungi; Ascomycota; Sordariomycetes; Hypocreales; Bionectriaceae
Source: the annotation of a GenBank genome assembly
AUGGACAAGGUCACCUUCUCAAGCCAUUUUGGAGUCAGUCUCGCUGGUGAUCUGUAUCACCCAUGCGAUUUCAACCCUGACACAACUUAUGCAGCUAUCAUCACGGUCUCUCCAGCAGGCGGCGUCAAGGAACAGACCUCUGGGCUCUAUGCUCAGAAGCUUGCUAAGGAAGGCUUCAUUACCCUCUCCUUCGAUGCAUUCUCGCGUGGUGAAAGCGGAGGCUUACCACGAUACCAAGAGAGUUCGAUUGCACGAGUUGAGGAUAUUCGGGGCGCAGUGGAUUACUUGGUGAGCCUUCCUUAUGUGGAUGCAAACCAUAUUGCCGUGUUGGGCAUAUGCGCAGGUGGCGGUUAUGCUGCAAGUGCUGCGAUGACAGAGCGACGAAUCAAGGCGGUCGGUCUUGUAGUCCCCGUGAACGGAGGACGAGAGAACCGGGCGGCCGGCCAGCAAGCCACGAUUGCCUCCCUUGAACAAAUCGCGGAGCUACGCUCAGCAGAGUCCCGUGGAGAAGAGCCCACACUCAGUGCAUGGAUACCUGACGAGUAUAUAAACUCUACCGACAUUGACCAGCGGGAAGCAUACGACUACUACCGUACGUCAAGGGGAGGUUUGCAUCCAAAUUGGGAGAACAAGGUACAAAUGUCAACUAUGGACGCUGUGAUGGCAUUUGAUGCUUUCUAUCUAGCCGACAUGCUUCUCACUCAGCCCUUGAGAAUAAUUGUCGGUAGCAAGAUUGGGUCGUUUGGAUCCAAUCAGGAUGGCCAUACUUUAUACGAAGACGCGGCCUCCACGAAGAAAGAUAUCGUUGUAAUGGAGGGUGCCUCUCACUUCGACCUGUAUGAUAAGCCUCAGUACGUUGACGUAGCAGUAGAUAGCUUUGCCGCCUUCUUCAGGGCCAACUUAUCUUGA